UUCCUGCGGGCGGGGCGGGGCGGCGCAGGCUCGGCCCUGCUCGGCAGCCCCCGCGGCCCGCCGCAGCAUGUGAGCCCGGCGGGGCGGGGAUGCUCUGGCUGCUCUGCGGCCCCUCCCGCGCCAUGGAGAGCCAGGCGCUAGUGAUCCGCAUCAAGAUCCCCGACGGUGGGGCCGUCGACUGGACCGUUCACUCGGCGCCUCAGCUGCUCUUCAGGGACGUGCUGGAUGUCAUCGGUCAAGUUUUGCCAGAUGCAACAACAACAGCAUUUGAGUAUGAAGAUGAGGAUGGUGAUCGGAUUACUGUUAGAAGCGAUGAAGAAAUGAAAGCCAUGCUAUCUUAUUAUUACUCCACUGUAAUGGAACAGCAAGUAAAUGGACAGUUAAUAGAGCCUCUACAGAUAUAUCCAAGAGCCUGCAAGCCUCCUGGGAAACGGAACAUACAUGGCCUGAAGGUAAAUACGCGAGCAGGGUCUGCUAAUAAUAGCAGUUCGGCAGUCUCGGAUUCCCUUCCAAGCAAUAGCUUAAAAAAGUCUUCUGCAGAGCUAAAGAAAAUACUUGCAAACGGCCAGAUGAAUGAACAAGACAUACGGUAUCGAGACAUCCUCGGUCAUGGCAAUGGAGGCACAGUCUACAAGGCAUAUCAUGUCCCAAGUGGAAAAAUACUAGCAGUAAAGGUCAUACCCUUAGAUAUAACACUGGAACUCCAGAAGCAGAUAAUGUCAGAGUUAGAAAUUCUUUAUAAGUGUGACUCAUCGUAUAUCAUAGGAUUUUAUGGUGCAUUUUUUGUAGAAAACAGAAUUUCAUUGUGUACAGAGUUCAUGGAUGGGGGUUCUUUGGAUGUUUAUAGAAAAAUUCCAGAACAUGUACUUGGAAGAAUAGCAGUAGCUGUUGUGAAGGGCCUUACCUAUUUAUGGAGUCUAAAGAUUUUACAUAGAGAUGUGAAGCCGUCUAAUAUGUUGGUGAACACGCGAGGCCAGGUGAAGCUGUGUGACUUUGGGGUUAGCACUCAGCUGGUGAAUUCUAUAGCCAAGACGUAUGUUGGAACAAAUGCUUAUAUGGCGCCUGAGCGGAUUUCAGGAGAACAGUAUGGAAUUCAUUCGGAUGUUUGGAGUCUAGGGAUUUCCUUCAUGGAGCUUGCUCUUGGGAGGUUUCCAUAUCCUCAGAUUCAGAAAAACCAGGGAUCUUUAAUGCCUCUCCAGUUAUUGCAGUGCAUUGUUGAUGAGGAAUCGCCCGUCCUUCCAGCCGGGGAGUUCUCUGAGCCAUUUGUACACUUCAUCACUCAAUGCAUGAAAAAGCAACCAAAGGAAAGGCCAGCACCUGAAGAUUUAAUGGGCCACCCAUUCAUCGUGCAGUACAACGAUGGGAAUGCAGAAGUCGUGUCCAUGUGGGUGUGCAGGAUGCUUGAGGAACGGCGAUCGACCCAAGGACCACAGUGAGCUGGACUGGCUCACAGCAAUGUGCAAGACUGGACUAGCAGCACCAGCCCCACGCUUCGGACUCUCAGUCUCUCUGGAUCAUAUUUUACUAAAAAUAUUUUCUAGAAGCAUCAACAAAAUCUUUCAGGAUAUUUGUUGCUGCCUUUCCCUCAACGCCACAUUAAGGGAUUUUCUUCCCACAUUUCUUUUGUUGCUGAGCAAUUUAAUGUCCUCAGAUUAUCUUCAGUUAAACUGUACACAGCCUUAAAGCAAGUAUUUUAUAUCUAUAUUUUUUUGUUAUCGAAUGUAUUGUAUAUUUCCUGGCUCCAGAGUAUUUUUUAACUGUUAGUCUUUUGCUAUUGUAUGAAUGACACGCGGAGUGUUCAGAGGAUUUCGGCAGGAGUUGUUGGCUGCCUUUGAGUGCAGACAUCCACAAAAUGCUGAUUUUAAAUGUAAAACAAAAGCAAAGAAACAAAAAACCCAAAAGUAUCUGGACUUGCCCAUCCUGCAAGGAGGCGAGGGAUUGCCCUUCCAGAGUAAAAGCAUGGCAGAGAGAUCAGCAUCACACAAUCAAAUGACUGGUGGUGCCUCUGCUGCCAGUCGCCUGCUGCUGUGGCUCAGGUUUGCUGGGUGGGCCAAGCAAGAAAGACAAUGCAACAAGCUGGUGUGUGCAAAGAGCAUCCAUGCUCAGGCACUGCAGGCUGAUCUGUAAGCGCAGAAAGGUUUUGCUGAUGUGGAAAGAGGUGAGGUGAAAGAAGACAGCGCUCUCCUCAACAGGGAGUAGGGAUGCCGCUGGGUGAGCACCAGCCAGAGCUGGCAGCCCCAGAGCCACGCACAGUCACCGUGGGCUGUUGGCCUCUGGCUGCAAAGGGAGAGCAGCCCCGAGCAUGGGGAGUUUGCGAACAGCAGCAACAUGCCGUGAGGUUCUGCCCGUGCUGCACAAGGAAGCCGAGGGCCACAGCACAGGCUUGCAUAGUGUCCCAUGAGCUUGGGGGGUGGGAAGAGAGCCUGCACAGAGGGGCCCAAGCCGUGGUGUGCCACUUGCCCUCCUGGCCAGAGAACAGGCUGCAGGGUUUUACUUACUGUCACAGCAGUUCGCAGCUUGCUUGGAAGUGUCUUGCCUUUCUCAGCUCUAUCUUGAUCGUUUAUUUUCUUACGUCAGAGUCGCUGCACGAUUGGUGCAGCUGGGUCAAGCAAAGGCUCCCAGGUUUGCUCUUACCGUAAAGGAAAGAAGAACAAUUGCAAUGUCUCUGCUGUGUUUCUUACUCCUGCAAUUUCCGUGUACAUUUCCACAACAGACUGACAGAUUUAAUCAGUCCUUAUGUUAAGAUGCAUAUUAAAAAAAAACCACAGAAGAGAGGAGGACCAUGACAGGCAGGGUUGGUGUGUGUGCCUUGGGUGGGGGAGGAGGUUGGGGCUUUUGUUUGCUUGUCUUAGCGUUAGAAAUAAACUUUUGCUAAAAAAAAAAGCUCAGGUAGUUUAUUAUAUACCAGCAGCUUAAAAAAACCCAAUUCGGUGAAAAAUUCCUCCUGAACCACUGCAAAUCCUAGAUGUUACUCUGGAAGCCGCCUGGAAAAGACUUUGUUUCUUUCCUUGGAGGGAUCGUUUGUCUUCUUUUGAAGUAUAGAGGUUGCAGGCAUGAACUUAUAGACUAAAGUUUGUCUUAAUUGCUCUGAUGUCACAACCUCCCUGCCAGAUAACAGUACAAUGAAUGACUCAACAGCCCCCAUACCUCCAGGUCCUUUUUCUAAAGUGAGACAAAUUUCUUCCCUGUGAGCCAACCAGACUAUAGGCAGCUCUUCCAUUUAUUUAUCUCUAACAGUUUGCAUUAGCUUUCUCUGGAUAAAAAGUCUCUCCCUUGGAGUUAGUUAAAAAGUCAGUAAAACCAAGGCUUUUCCUCUCACUUUCCCUGGCAGGGAGGUCGGGAGGGUAAGACGUCACCCUGAAAAUCUGUGCGGGAUGCCAGCUGAUGGAAACGUGAAAAAUCUCCUGGCGAACGGGCUGACAGUGUUAUAAUUCACUGGCAUAUGUAUUAACCUUGCUGUCUUCAUCAGUAUACUUAAUCAAUCCACAAUCAUGGGGGAGGUUUGGGGCCUCUCUCAUCUUUCCUUCCCCAAGUCCUUGAAUUCAGUGCAGUCAGGGGACGGGAGGA
Harpia harpyja (harpy eagle) is the source of this 3567-nucleotide messenger RNA. RefSeq names its product mitogen-activated protein kinase kinase 5 (gene MAP2K5). Gene Ontology annotation, biological process: MAPK cascade; protein phosphorylation. The record is from RefSeq and is a predicted model, not a curated record. Gene Ontology annotation, molecular function: MAP kinase kinase activity; protein binding; ATP binding. The transcript is spliced from 22 exons. Bases 90 to 1436 code for a protein of 448 amino acids. Lineage: Eukaryota; Metazoa; Chordata; Aves; Accipitriformes; Accipitridae.